CCAGAGGGAAGGUGAAAUGGAGUGAGGUGGGUGUGUAGGGGCUGGGGCCAGUCAAGCAUGACUGCUCCAGUCCUGGGGAACGGGUGCACCCAGGACGCCAGCUGGACCCAAAGGCGGCCUGCUCUCCUUUCAGUCCUGAUUCGCAGACGUCCCCGAGCAGAGCAUCUGUGAGGGUAUCCACCAGUGCCCCAGUGGCACUCUGCCCCAACCAUGACUGACGAGAAGACCUUCCGCAUUGGCUUCAUCAUACUGGGCUUCUUCCUGCUCGCCCUGGGCACCUUCCUCAUGAGCCACGACCGGCCCCAGGUCUACGGCACCUUCUAUGCUAUGGGUAGCGUCAUGCUCAUUGGGGGCGUCAUCUGGAGCAUGUGCCAGUGCUACCCCAAGAUUUCCUUUGUGCCCGCCGACUCUGACUUCCAAGGCAUCCUGUCCCCGAAGUCGAGGGACCUGCUGGAGAAUGGCCUCUCUGCUGAGAUGAAGAGUCCCCAGCCCCCCUACACCCGACUGUGGGAUGAAGCUGCCUAUGACCAGAGCCUGCCUGACUUCAGCCACAUCCAGAUGAGGGUCAUGGGCUACAGCGAGGACCCCCGCCCCCUGCUGACCUCCGAGCCCAGUGGGCCACAGCCGGGAGCCAGCUGUGGAGGAGAUGGUAGCCCUGGCGACACUCAGGCCUGGAUGGAGGCCUCAGUGGUGGUCCACAGGAGCUCAGAUGAGGACGAAGGAGAGAGAGACCCAGCUCAGAGCCAGCUAGGCCCACCACCCUGUCCCCAGGGUCCUGCACCCUUGGCUUCCUUCCGUGAUGACCUGGAUGUGGGUGCCAGUGAGGACAGCAGCUCCAGCCUAUCUUCAGUGCAAGAGGAGGGGCCUCGAGCCCCAGUCGGGGAGCCUUGGGUCUGUAGGUACAGGCUGGACGGCUUCCAGGACUUCGCCCUGAUUGACGCCACCACACUAGAGGAUGAGCCUCUGGAGGGGCAGCAGCAGCAGAAGGCAGCCCUGCCCGGCCCCAGGCAGCAGUCCCUGAGGACAGAGGAGGAGCAGGAGGAGGAGGCCUCAAACACGGACAUAGGGGAGCCAGAGCAGGAAGAGGAAGACUUGUAUUAUGGGCUUCCGGAUGGCCCCGGGGACCCUCUCCCUGACAAAGAACUGGACUUUGAGCCUGACACCCAGGGCUGAGAUGGACCUGCUUCCUGGGCAUGGCUGUUGACCCCAGAGUCAGCUCACAGGGACUGAAUUUCUCCUCUGCAAAACGGGGUUUAGGAGGCAGGUUCCUCAUAGACCUGCACAGGCAUUUCACAGAAGGCCCCUGUCCCAGCAGUGGUUUAGAAUCACAGGUGAAAUUAGCUUCCUGGCUUCACUCAGUUUGACUCAGGUGCCAUUUACUGAUUAACCGAGCAUCUUCUACUUGCCAACUACUAAGUCUGGGAUCCUGAGGGGGUUAGGGCAAGGGGAAUGAAACUGACAGCCAAGCUCUCUUAGGGCGUACAACCUAGAGCCUACUUUCCUGUGAGUGAGUGGCAGAGUGCCGACCAGAAGCCCAGGUGUGAGCAAGGAAGUGAAAUUUGGGGCAGGGGAGACAACAUAAUGGUUCUGCAAAAGAUUUUCAUGCCUGGGGCUCUGAGAGUCCAGGUUCAGUCCCCCAGGACCACCACAAGCCAAGCUGAGCAGUGCUCUGGCAAACAAACAAAAAGGCAAGCAAAUAAACAAAUCAAAGUUGGUAGAACCAGAGGAGCAAAGUGACAAUCACUCAAGUGUCAGGGAUUAUUGAGUGCAAGGACAGACAGACAGAGAAUCCCUGAAAAUGUUGUAGCACCCUGGAGUAAAGCUUUUAUUAAGCUGAUCUCUGCCAAGCCUCUCUCCCAGCACCAGGAUAGUGACACUACCUCAGGCC
This is a messenger RNA of Erinaceus europaeus (western European hedgehog), 1888 nucleotides long. It is a transcript of the gene BSND, whose product is annotated as barttin CLCNK type accessory subunit beta. The coding region runs from base 211 to 1173 and encodes 320 amino acids. Gene Ontology annotation, cellular component: basolateral plasma membrane. The transcript is spliced from 4 exons. Gene Ontology annotation, biological process: chloride transport. NCBI's taxonomy places the organism in Eukaryota, Metazoa, Chordata, Mammalia, Eulipotyphla, Erinaceidae. The record is from RefSeq and is a predicted model, not a curated record. Gene Ontology annotation, molecular function: chloride channel regulator activity.